GCCGGGUCGCGGCGGGAAGGGGCGGGGCGCGCGGGGGGGUGGAACGUCGCGCGCCCGUAACCGUCGCUCAGGGCGGUUGUUCCCGUCGCCGCAGAGCGCCGCGCUCGGGACCCGGUCCCGCUGCUCCGCGGAGGCGCCUCCGGCCCGGCCCGGUGGGGGCGGGCGCCAGGUUCCUUUUGGAAAAUGCCAAACCGGAGGUUUGCUGAUGGUGAGGUGGUGAUGGGUCGUUGGCCAGGAAGUGUCCUCUAUUACGAAGUACAAGUGACUGGUUACAAUGAUGUUACUCACCUUUAUACUGUUAAGUACAAAGAUGGGACUGAACUUGAGUUGAAAGAAAGUGAUAUAAGGUCACAAUCGUCAUUCAAGCACAGGAAAAGCCAGUCGUCUUCAAGUUCUCCUUCCAGAAGAAGUGCUAGCAGAUCUCGAUCUAGGUCUCCUGGGCGGCCAGCAAAAGGCAGACGUCGUUCUUCUUCCCAAAGCAGAGAACGUAAAGAUGACAAAAAGAAAACCAUUCAGGAAACCAACCUAGUUCUCCUGAAACUGAAUGAGAACAACACCAGAAGAUACAAUGGUGAACCCGACAGUACAGAAAGAAAUGAUACUUCCUGCAAAACCUUGGAGCAAAAGUUCAAACCAGACCUGGAAAUAGAGCGUAUGCUUGAUCAGUACAGCUUGCAUCCAAGAAAAGAAGAAAAGAAAAAAGAAGAGAGAUAUUCAGAAAAAAAGAUUUUUGAGACAGUAAAAACUAUUGAAAAACCAUCACCAAAAACAAAGGAGCUGGAGUUUGGUGGAAGAAUUGGGACCUUCGCUAUGAUAUUUUUCCUGCCUGCUACUGUAUUCUAUUUGCUGUUGAUGUGCAAACAGGAUGACCCCAGUCUUAUGAACUUCCCUCCUCCUCUGCCAGCUUUGGAAAGUCUCUGGGAGACUAGGGUGUUUGGUGUCUUCCUUCUGUGGUUUUUCUUUCAAGCUCUGUUCUACUUACUGCCGAUUGGAAAGGUUGUGGAAGGCCUGCCACUUUCCAACGGAAGGAAGCUGCAGUACAGGAUAAACGGAUUUUAUGCUUUUGUUUUCACUGCUGCAGCUAUUGGAGCUUUGUUGUAUUUUCAGUUUGAACUUCACUAUUUGUAUGAUCACUUCAUGCAAUUUGCAGUAUCAGCUGCAGCUUUUUCUAUGGGAUUGAGCAUUUAUCUGUAUGUUCGGUCCCUGAAAACACCGGAGGAAGACCUAGCACCAGGUGGAAAUUCUGGGUAUUUAGUUUAUGACUUCUUCAUUGGACAUGAAUUAAAUCCUCGUAUUGGCAGUUUUGACCUCAAAUACUUCUGUGAGUUGCGUCCAGGAUUAAUUGGCUGGGUUGUUAUCAACUUGGCAAUGCUCUUGGCUGAGAUGAAGAUACACAAUCAAAGUAUGCCAUCUCUGUCGAUGAUACUGGUGAAUAGCUUUCAACUUCUUUAUGUGGUGGAUGCUCUUUGGAAUGAGGAAGCUGUUUUGACUACAAUGGAUAUUACCCACGAUGGAUUUGGAUUCAUGCUAGCAUUUGGAGAUUUGGUGUGGGUUCCAUUUGUCUACAGUCUGCAAGCCUUCUAUUUAGUCAGUCACCCUACUGCAAUUUCAUGGCCUGUUGCUUCUGCAAUUACUCUUCUGAAUUGUAUCGGGUAUUACAUAUUCCGUAGUGCAAAUUCUCAGAAAAAUAAAUUCCGAAGGAAUCCCGCAGAUCCUAAAUUGGCCUAUCUGAAAUACAUCCCCACUGCAACUGGAAAAGGGCUUCUUGUCACAGGUUGGUGGGGUUUUGUUCGUCACCCUAAUUAUCUUGGUGACAUCAUCAUGGCUCUAGCAUGGUCCCUACCCUGUGGUUUUAAUCAUAUUCUACCAUAUUUUUAUGUGAUUUAUUUCAUCUGCUUGCUGAUUCAUCGAGAAGCUCGUGAUGAACAUCAUUGCAAGAAAAAAUAUGGUUUGGCAUGGGAAAGGUAUUGUCAGCGUGUACCAUACCGCAUAUUUCCUUACAUCUAUUAAAGCACUCCAGAAAUCCGAUUUGCAAAUUACUUCUAAAGCUAAUUUCUUUGCAAAUAAAAAAAAUACCUCUUUCUUUUGCACUUGGUCUAUUUGUUAUUUAGGCUUUUUAAAACAAAAAAAAGACCAAACAAUGGAGUGUAUCAACAGGUAUGUACAAGUAAUCUUACAUAUGUGAGUUAUGUGAACUGACUGUCUGUGACUUUGAUUAAAAAAAAAAAAUUGUGAAUUUUAAAAAGUCUUGAAGCCCUAAGUUUUCAAGUUAAAUUUUAUCUAGAAUCUUGAGUUUACAUUUUUUUUAUUACAUUUAAUUAAGCACUGUGAUGUAAAGUAUAUUAUUUUCUUAAUACAAUAAAUUCCAUCCAGUUCAUGGUGUUACUUGUACCAUCUAACUUCAGAUGUCUGAGUUGGUUGCCUGAGUUGGCGGCGCGGGGUCCCUUUGGCCAGGGGAGCUGCCAGCGGAGGAUUCUGCCCCGCGGCCUGAUCCGCUGCCCCAGCCCGGACUGGCACAGCCCUGCGGUGCCUCGUCCCCCCGGCUCCCCGCUUUGAUCAGGGAGGUUCAGAGGUGCCUCUUGCCUGGCGCCUGCAGAGGGAGGCAGGGGCAGGCGAGGGGAAGGGGCAGGCCCCUCCUGGGCAAGGGAGGGAGAGCAAGGGAGAGCGGAACCGCCCCCGGCAGCCCCCCUGCCCCGAGGGGAAGCUGGCUCAGACGCCUGAAGGUAGAUGGUACAAGCACUUGUUGCGGCUGCGGGCUGACCUGUACAAGCGCGAGCCCUUAGCCAGAGCCCUGACCCUGCAUCUAGCGAUGAACAGAAGAGUAGCAGUAGUGUGUGCAGAAGGUGCAGGGUGUGCAUAGUUGACAGCAGAGAAUAAAAUGACCACAUUGGCUUACUCUGAUCUUUGUAAAGUAUGUCUUAAUGUACCAUAGCAUUUACUGAGUAUGUAUUAUAAAGCCUCCAUGUUUUUGCUGUACAGUGUUUGAAUUUGAAAGUGCGAUAGCUUUUGUAGGAAUGGGAGAAAUUUUUAACUAAAUCCAUUUCCAGUAAUUUUUUUUAAAAAUGCUCUUUUAUUAAAGGUUUUUGUAAAUUAAUGUAUUAAUUCUUGAGAAACAAUUGAAGUGUUCAUUUAAAUAUUUGUAUUGACAGAUACGCUAUGAAAGUGUAGGAAAUGCUCCUAAAUCCAAAGUGUUUUUUGUGAAUUUGGCAUUGCUACCUCAUCUGUAGGUUUUGCCUUUUGUACUGUUGCAAAUAGAGAAAAUAGCUAUUUUUUUGCUAUUGCUAUUUAAACCAACAUUUUUUACGUGAGCCUGUGGUUAAACCUGACCACUUUCUAAUAUAUUUUUGUAUAUAUUUCACUUUUUAACUAAUGUAUGUGUUCUAGUCAUUAGCUGUGUUCUCUGGCUAACUGGUUGUAAAUCAGAUUCCAUUACAGUAUUUACUUCAUAAGUAGAAUAAUUUUAAAUUUUACUGAAAUAAUUUUGCAUUAAUUAACUGUAGAAGCUAGUUUCUAUUCUGUCUUCACAAGUGAUAGCUUUUCACAUAACUUCACAUUUGAGGUUUUUAGCAUGAAUUGCCCCUAAGAAAGCUUACUAGACUCUUAAACAUAGGGGGAAGGAAAUGCAGGUACCUCUACAGUUGCUUGCAGGAAGAUUCCUAAUAAAUUGGAAUGUUGCUAUUAUUCAGUAAUAUUGGUUUUCUUCUUAAAUAUUGAUGUAAUUGCAAUCUAGCACAUCAUUUUUGUUUUCACCUAAUAAAAAACCCUUCUAUUUUGUGCACAGGCAUUUUUGAUGAUGAUUGUACAUUUAAAGUGUAUAUAAUGUAACUUGCUAAGCUUGAUCAUGAAAAUUCAUUAAGAAAAAGUUUGUAUGUUGCUGUUGUAAGGAAAAUAUUUUAAACAAAUACUUUGAUUCCUGGAAAAAAUAGCAGUGCCUGUAACAACACUGAAAAGAAUUUACUCAUGUGAAGGAACAGAUUAAACUGGGAUUUUUUUUUUUUUUUUUUUUUUUUUAUGGUUGUGACCACAAGCUGAGCAGGUUAAUGGGAAAAACGUAGUGAUCGUUUAACUGCAUCAGUUUGCAGGGGUGUUUUAAAAUACACUGACACUGGGGUCAGUUUAAUCCUCCAGCCUGCAAGUGAGGUGGCUGAGGAUGCUCCAUGCCCUGUUCUGCCAUCCCAGUUUUAUCUGUUACCACACAAGUUUGUUAAAAUGGAAUUUGGAUCCUGACUGAUGAUAACUACAGCUUGUUUAUUUACAUUGUGAGUUUUAUGUAAAAUUGAUAUUGAAGUAAUUGUUUUUAAUACAAAGAAGCCUAGAAGCUAAAAUAAAGCUUUUGCUUGAAAAUUA
Dromaius novaehollandiae (emu) is the source of this 4347-nucleotide messenger RNA. It is a transcript of the gene LBR, whose product is annotated as lamin B receptor. Gene Ontology annotation, cellular component: nuclear inner membrane. Gene Ontology annotation, biological process: cholesterol biosynthetic process. Gene Ontology annotation, molecular function: Delta14-sterol reductase activity. The record is from RefSeq and is a predicted model, not a curated record. The transcript is spliced from 14 exons. NCBI's taxonomy places the organism in Eukaryota, Metazoa, Chordata, Aves, Casuariiformes, Dromaiidae. Bases 184 to 2010 code for a protein of 608 amino acids.